CGGAAAAUGGUGGAGGGUCGGCGUCACCGCCAGGAUGUUAUUGACGCGUCAGCCCGUCGCCGCCUGAUGUGCGCUGUCUGGGGAUAAACGGCAGCAAAAAUGAGCGAAAGGACAAAGUACUCAGAAAAUUCUACAGUGUCCCAACAAAAUGACGGUAGGAGGCAGUCUCUGCUUGAAAGACUUCUCGAUGCUGUUAAGCAGUGCCAAAUUCGCUUUGGAGGAAGAAAAGAAAUUGCAUCAGACACUGACAGUCGGGUGAUCUGUCUGUGCGCUCAGUUUGAGACUGUGUUACAGCACGGCUUAAGAAGAAGCAGAGGAUUAGCACUCACAGCAGCUGCUAUCAAACAAGCAGCAGGAUUCGCUAAUAAAACUGAAACAGAGCCUGUGUUUUGGUAUUAUGUUAAAGAACACCUGAACAAACAUGAACUACAGCGAUACUACUCUUUAAAGAAUAUCACAACAGAUAUAGGACGGGGUAGAGCCUGGCUCCGGUCUGCACUCAAUGAACAUUCACUUGAGCGAUAUAUGCACAUGCUUCUUGGUGAUGGAAACCUCCUAAGUGUCUUCUAUGAAGACUGGUCUUUUAUGAGAGAGGAAGAGCGUGCAAGCAUGCUUCCUACGAUGGCAGCAGGGUUAAACUCUAUCCUUUUUGCAAUCAACAUUGACAAUGAGGAUCUAAAUGGACCAAACAAGCCUGUAUCUGCGGUUGCGAACCUGUUAAAGGAGUCAACACAAAAUGUCACAUCCCUGUUAAAGGAGUCCACACAGGGGGUCAGCACACUCCUGAAAGAAAUCACAACAGUUUCUGCAGUGCCAAGUUUCAUGCGGCCUGAGCCUGAAUCUGACCGACUGCCAGUUCUGUCUAAAACUGUAAAUCACGAUGGAAAGAAUAAAAGAGAAAAAAAGAAAAAGAAAAUGGUGCCAAAUAUCAUCUCAUUUGAUGGUGACAAUGAGGAGGAGGAACAAGGCUCUACUGAGCAAGUGAAAAGUUCGGAUUUAACAAGCUCUGAGGAAAAUUCAGAAAGAUCUUCAGCUGUUUGUUCAGCCAUCGAUUCUUCCAUGAUAUUAGCUUCUUUUAGUCCAGAUUUGAAUGGAAAACCAGAUUCUGAUGGAAAAGAAUUCAACAGCAGUAUCUUGAAAACUGUGGACGUAUGCCUAAAUGGUGAUUCUAAUCACAAGAAGCUAGACAUGAAAAGUAUUGAUGAUGAUGAUGAUGAUGAAGAUGAUGAUGAAGAUGUGGAUGGAGAACACAUAUAUCAAAAGAUCUCUCAAAGUAAAGAGAUUGAGGAGGACAGGCUUGUUUCAGAACAAUCUCUUGUGCAGAACCUUUCCAUCUCUCAAAUGUCCAGCUGGAAUACCCUUCAAGUUCUGAAUGACAAUGACAGUUCUGACAUUCUUUUUCCAUUCAUUGCAGCUGGUUCCUACUCUCAGUCUGGUGUGAUGCUCAGAAAACACGAAGCAGCCGCAAAUAUUUAUGCCACUUCUGAAAACCUGGUGUACUGUGAUGAACAUGAAAAUGUCCCUCUGGCUGUUGAACUAGCCCAGAAAGGAUCCCAGCAACACUACAGUGCUGAAGCUGCUACUCCGCUUCAGGCUGAUAUUGUUGGUGGUCUUUUGCCAGUUUCUGCUGUCCCAGAAUCAAUGACUGUAGAUGAACUACGUCAAGCCAUCGUAGCCAUGAUGAACAGAAAAGACGAAUUGGAAGAGCAAAACAGAUCACUGCGAAACUUACUUGAUGGUGAGAUGGAACAUUCUGCAGCGCUCAGACAAGAAUUUGACAACCAGAAAAAAAAAUUGGCAGAGCAGGAAGAACGACAUGCUGCUAAGGUUCAGGCAUUGGCAAGGGAAAACGAAGUGUUAAAGGUGCAGUUGAAGAAGUAUGUAGGAGCUGUCCAAAUGUUAAAGCGAGAAGGAGGACAAGUGAAUGAUGUCCUUCCAAACCUGCGGAGUGGUGAUACAGAUAUUAUGAUCCCAGAACCUAAACCUGUGGUUGAUAAUGAUGAGCUGGCCAACACCUAUGAACGGAAAUUAAUAGAGGUGGCAGAGAUGCAUGGUGAACUCAUAGAAUUCAACGAGAGACUACACAGAUCACUGAUGGCCAAGGAAGCCCUUAUCUCACAGAUGAGGCAGGAACUUAUUGACUUACGAGGGCCAGUCCCCGGUGAUUUAAGUCAAACCUCCGAAGACCAAAGUUUGUCAGAUUUUGAAAUGGCUCACUGUGCGCUGAUAAAUGUGUGGAUUCCAACAGUGUUUCUGCGAGGACGAGCUGCUAAUGCUUUUCAUGUUUACCAGGUUUACAUCCGGAUCAAAGAUGAUGAAUGGAACGUCUACAGGAGAUACACUGAAUUCAGAGCACUGCACACCAGGCUACGGGCCAAGUUCCCCUCAGUGAACACCUUUCAUUUCCCACCUAAAAAAGCUAUUGGAAACAAGGAUGCAAAGUUUGUGGAGGAACGUCGUAAACAACUCCAGGAGUACCUGAGGAGCAUAAUGAACAAAAUUAUACAAACGCUCCCAGAGUUUACAUCCAGUCCUAAAAAAGAGACUCUUAUGCGUCUGCUGCCAUUUUGUGUUGAUGUACAGCCAACUGGGGAACCUGCAAGUAAGGCACAGUCAAAGGCCAUCUCUAAGUUUUCUAGAUUGAGCAGGACUCACCACAGGGAGACACGAAACCCAGAGCCUCAGAGUGGUGACUUAUGACCCACGAACUGACUCAAGAUUCCAGCAUACUUCAUAACCACCGUUUAUUUGAAACAUCAGACAACCUUUGAAUACACAGCUGAGUUAAGCAGAGGAAGAUAGAGCUACAUGGUCACUUCUUGGGAAAUGAUUUGGAAAAUGGCAUGUUCUCAUGGGUCCUGCAUUGUUGGUAAUUUGGAAUGCAUAAUUCGCUUUAAAGAAACACCAAUAUGAGAUAAGAUUCCCUUUCACUUGCACAGUUUGAAAUGUUUACAGUCUGUAUUGAUUAUUUAUUGUGAUGGCACAAUUGGAAGAUUUAUUUGUUAAUUUUUAGCCACUAAUUUCUAAUGCCCCAAGCAUCAAAGCCAUGUCAGCUUCUUAGUGCUCACUUGUUGAGCAGAAUAAUGACUGCUUCUUUGUCUGUAGACAGUAUCUGGUGGGAUAAAAAAAAUCCUGCACCAGUUUAUGAAAACACUGUUAUUACAUUUCACACCAAUUAGAUGCCAGAGACUUGAUCAGUGAAUGUCAAACAGAAAAAAUUUCAAGCCAGAUUUAAUUUCUUGACAUUAAGAGGUGCUUGGUGCUAUUUCUCUAUCUCCCACUUUAAAAAAACGAUUGAAGAGAAGUUUUACUUUGGUGAUGACAAGAUGUUCAAUAUAAACUGGAAACCCAUUUACUUCAGAAACCGUUUUUUUAAUGUAAAGUACGCACAAUCUUCAAACUCUGAAAUGCAUUAUAACUACCUGAUUCCUCAUCUCACAGUUUAAUUCUCAAAUUUGGUUCCUUAAGCAGUUUUCACGGUCAUUGUAAAUUUAUAUUGUGAUAGGUUGUGAAAUGACUGCAGUAUGAGAUCAUCAAAUCUUACUAGAGAGCAUCAUUAUAAGUCACACAAGAUCUUCUGUGGGCCUGGUAAAGAGCAGAGCAGUAAAAAUGCUUCUUAUACAUGAAUAAUGAUUAACCCUAACAUAUGGAUAUAAACAAUAGCAUCUUAAUUUUUUUGUAAGAUUUUUUGUAAGAUAAUAUUAACUUUAUAAUUAAAUUUAUAGUAGGGCAGAAAAAGUAAUGUAGAGGUUUCAGAUCAGUAACUGUAAGCUAACACUGGCACCCAGUCCUCGAAUCACAUUUCCAAGUGCAUGAAGGCAUGACUAAGGCACACAGUUGGAUAAACUUUCCUAUCUCCCUAUGUAGAAUCCUCUUUUUUCCAAUCUGAUACCAUUAACAAACAAAAUUGUUUUCCACAAUCAGACACAGCAACCAUAAAAUUAUUUGGAAAGCAAAUAAACCCAUUCAAGAACAGCUUAAAAAAUUAAAUCUGCUAGUAUCAAUUUCUGAAAACAAGAUUGUUGAGGUUAUUUUAGAUCCAACCUCUUGAUACUUUAAGGUUGAUGUUUUUAAUUAAAGUAGAUAAGGUCCAUUGUAAUUCUCCAGCAAAUUCUGGAGCCCAAAGUGAUUUUCCUCAACAUUGUGCUUACGUGAAUUCUACCAAAAUAUACAUCGGUUGUAAUGACUGUUUGUCUUAACGUUUACACUGUAAAUGUGAAUAGCAUGAAUUGCAACGCAAGAAAAUACUUUUCCUCUUGAAUUCCAUAUUAUCUGUUACAUUAAAUGUUUAAUCUUUC
Molecule: messenger RNA, 4298 nt
Organism: Carcharodon carcharias (great white shark)
Lineage: Eukaryota; Metazoa; Chordata; Chondrichthyes; Lamniformes; Lamnidae
Gene: snx29
Product: sorting nexin 29
Exons: 23
Coding region: 100-2700 (866 amino acids)
Molecular function (GO): phosphatidylinositol binding
Source: RefSeq, a predicted model, not a curated record